AGCUGAAGUUACCUCCCUUAAAAUCAAUAACGCCAUUUGCAACUAAAUUUGACCAAAGUCCAAUUUCAUUAGUAAACUGUUAAUAAAAUGUGAAAUAUUUAAAGUCAUCAUAAUUUAACCGUUAGACUGAUAAACAAACACCUCUCGAAAAAGGUGAGACAGUGACUAUGGGUGUGUUUGGACUGUCGUGGACUAGUGUUGUACUGAGUAUAGCAGCUGGUUAUCUGCUUAUAGUUCUAAUUCAGCGGUACUUGAAAUUCCGUCGCAAAGCUCUAAUCUUGUGCAAAAUACCAGGUCUGAAAACAGAAUUUCUCUUCGGGAACUCUAGACAGAUGCCAGGUCUGAAUGAGGAAGCUCUGAAAUGGAUGCAUGACAACUGUACUGAGAGACCGAAGAUUUCCUCGGGUUGGCUGGGCCCUUUUAUUCCAAUGGUAAACAUAGUGCAUGCUGAUACUAUCAAAGACAUCUUAAAAUCUUCAGCACCAAAGAGCAGAAGCCUGUAUGGCUUGGUGAUGUCUUGGCUCGGAGAAGGCUUGUUGGUCAGUAAUGGUGAAAAAUGGCUGCGGAGUCGACGACUGCUGACACCAGCAUUUCAUUUUGAUAUUCUCAAAUCCUACCUGGAGGUGAAAAACAGAGCAUCAGAUGUUCUUGUAGGCAAAAUACAGGCAUAUGCAGACAAGAAUCAAUAUUUUGAAGUUUUUGAAAAUACUUGUAUGUUUUCACUGGAUGUAAUUUUACAAUGUGCAUUUUCCUACAAGAGUGAUUGCCAAACAUCAAAAACAAAUCAGCCCUAUGUUCAGGCAGUGUCUGAAUUAAAUGAACUUCUGGCAGAUAGAUUCUUUAAAUUUUGGCUGUACCCUGAUUUUAUUUAUUAUCUCACAUCAAAUGGAAGGCGAUGGAAAAGAGCUUGUGAUCUUGUUCAUAAAGUUGCCGAAAAUAUCAUAGAAGAGAGAAAACAUACACUGGUGUCAGACACUAAAAAGGGCAAAGAAACAAAAUGCAAAGAUUUUCUAGGGAUUUUAUUAACAGCUCGGGAUGAAGAAGGAAUUGGAUUGUCGUCUGCUGAAAUACGGAAUGAAGUGGAUACAUUUCUGUUUGAAGGACAUGACACAACAACAAGUGGCACAUCUUGGACACUAUAUGAAAUAGCAAGGCAUCCAGAGGUACAAAGUGCACUGUACAAAGAGAUAAAUGAAGUGUUAGAGGGCAGAGACAAUGACAACAUACUGUGGGAGGAUUUGCCAAAAUUAACAUACCUGACACAAGUGAUCAAAGAAUCAUUACGCCUAAACCCUCCUGUCACCUUUAUACAGAGAGUGACAAACGAACCAAUGGUCAUAGAGGGAUACGAGAUACCAGAAGGAACAAACAUGAACAUUGUGAUAAUUAAUAUUCUCAGUAAUCCAACCAUGUGGGAGGAUCCGCUGACAUUCAAACCAGAAAGAUUUUCACCAGAACACAAUGAUGAAAGAGAUCCUUUUAGUUAUGUUCCUUUCUCAGCAGGACCAAGAAAUUGUAUUGGACAGAAUUUUGCAAUGAAUGAAAUGAAAACUGUUAUAGCAAGGAUUUUACAUAGAUUUCACCUGGAAUUAGAUCCCACACACAAGGUAGAACGGCAGCUGGCAGCAGUUCUAAAGUCUAAGGAUGGGAUCAUGAUGAAAGCCAUUCCCAGAGAGAAGCUUUGAACAAUAUUUUCACACACCAUAAUACACUGCUGGUGUCAAACACGGAUGAAAUUGUAUUCAGAUUAUAGAACUGUACACGGCAACACUUUCUACAAUUAUGAAAUAUAUUAUUUCCUCUUAAAAUAUGUGAAUUGUAAGUCAAUGCUUGUCCAUAUGACCUGAAAAUUGUGUGUUGAAUUCAAAUCAUGUUGUUUUAUAAUGUUGCUAGUUCGAAUUAUUUCAUAUGAGUGCUCUUGGAAGAAUAGUGGUUCAAAUGAGGUGCCAACAUGCCUCAAAGCGAAGUAGGUUCUUCCUCCAGCACCAAAAGUGGUAAAUCGCAAUAUGACCUGUGCUUAAAUUGACAAAAACCUAAAUCCCCGAAUCGAGCAUCAGUAACUCUGGGAGUUAUAGGUGUUUUUGUUUGCAAUGUAUACUAUUUUGUAAAUUUAUACUGUGGAGAUACUUAGCCGUGUGUUAUAAACACAUAGCGAAUAAGGAGGGCUAUUGUACUCGCCUUGUGUCGGCUUUGGCAUUGCAGUUGCAUUCGGAGUAAAGUUUUACGGCAAGCUUCCCAAUUUCACUCUGUCUUUUGAAUUACUGCCCUAAUUUCAUCGAAGUUUUGGCCUUGGUAUGGGGCAUAGGGUCAGAUCACUUUAAUUGUUUUACAAUCCAUAAAUUCCCACAUAACAAAGUUAUCCAUUGAUGGAUCUUCAUCAACUGUGGAUCACUAUGGGCAAGGUUUUUCCCUUGAUUUGGUAAAAGCUAGGAACCAACAACCUGCAUGGUCCUUUUGUACAUAACUUGUGUAUAUCUGGAAAUUAGGUAAAAUUCAAAAUACAGUACACAACCUAUUUAGCGGGGGAUAUAAAUUCAUUGAAUUUGCCAGUUACUUUGAAUUCAGCACUGUCAAUAAACACAUAUUCAAUAUCUGCAUUUUCCUGAAAAAAUGUUGUUAACACUAUAGGUGUACACGUAAAUCCAGAAUGAUUCCAUGUUCUACAUUUAAAGCACUUUUCCCACUUUGAUGGUCAGAACUCGGUAAUUCUGUGUUUUUACCACAGUUUAGACGGCUGUCCAGCGUCAAUUUGUCAUCUUUUCCUUGUUCUUAAUGAUUUAAAUAAAAAUUGCAGUCUUUCGCUGGCAGUCAUAACUUUGUUCUGAAUUCCUAAAGAGUAUUUGCCCCUUGCACUUCAUUGUAGAAUCUGUGCCAGACAAACACUUCGUUUUAUUUUUUAUUGUAUGUGCUCCUCAGCCACCUCACAUACUGCUGUUUUGUCGUUGUCUGACGAACUUUCCAUUUACGUCUAGACCCAUUCGCCUAUCCUUAGGGACGCAUACGUAUGUGCAGUUCCGUCUUUUUAGUUAGAUGCCCUUUUACAUAUAAGUUCAAAUUGUUAUUGGAAUUUUAGUCUACUAGUAUUAGGUUGCGUUGAAUUACCACCGAGAUCCAUCUUGCCACAAAUUGAUUCAUAUAGAAAAACAUGUAAUAUACAUUUCCUAUUAAUUUAUACCUUAUUUGGUUGUGAUUAGCAGUCCUGGAAGGUUUCUAACGCGAGUCGCAUGUUGUUAAUGACGUGUUUUUAAAAAGGCAGUUUCCGCCAUAUAUGGCUUGCAGUGGUUUAAUUCAUUCGUUCAAAUCAAUACACAUUGUGUCUUCCAUAGAUGUAGCGUAAAUACCUAGAACAUAAUAAAUGCGUUCAUCGGUUAAAGCAUCCCUGUUUUAAAAGGUAUUUCCUCAUCACUUGUAAAUUCAUGAAAGAUGACAGUAUGCAUUUUAUCAUUGACGUCUGGUGAAUAAAUGUUGGUCCGAAACACAUCGGUUGGUCCCUGUUGACAUGUUUUGUAGGAGUAACAUGAAAGUCACGUACAAGAUACAAGAAACCUAUUAAAAGCGUGAUUAUCAAUAUUAAGUCACGCUUGCAACUUGUGUCAUCAGUUUCUGAGGUAAAAUGCAGAUAUAGUGUGUACGUUAUCUAUACGGUUAGUCAUCGAAAAGCUGUUGAGCGGAGUGUUUGAGAAAGGUACUGAAAACUGAUGGCAGGUGCUUUGUGUGGAGGAAAGCACUCACUUUGCUGUCAUUGGCGCAUUUUAUGUAAGAAAAUCCGCCGAGUAGUAAGGAAAAUAUAGGCAAAAUGUUACCUGAAUCAAAACUUCUCCAUACGGAUUCCAAAAGUCACGUAAGUUGGCCACCCUGUUCAUGAAAUAUCUAAAAUCCUCGCUGUUAUAAAACAAGUAUAAUUAUAUAGAUACCCAUCUGUCAGCUUACCUAAAUUGUCUGCACUCAGUACGAAAUCAGUUGCCUAAUGUCAUUGUGUAUACAAUGUUUCCAGAAGGAAAUUCAUGCUGUUUACAUUGGCACUCUUUAGUGAUUUAAAUCAUUCGACAGUGACGAUUCUACAAUGUAUUUUAAGGUCCAGUCGGGCCUUUAAAUGAUAAUUUGUAAUUCAUCUUUCUCAAUUGUUUCUCAUUGCUUUACUUACGGUAAUCACUUAUAUUUUUAUUGCUUAUCGAUUUUAACAUCCUCUAUUGGUCUGUUUCCUACCUGACUUGUAAUCGUCUCACAGACAUUUUUCUGCUUCAGAAUUGUAAUUUUGUUAAAUGUUAAUUAAUGAAAUCUAUAAGAAUAUCCUCUAGGAGCAUAAAUGGCAAUUAAGGCAGAAUAAUAACUGUUAGAUCAAGGCUGUUCAUGAGAGGUAAAGCAAGAUACAAAUUACUGACGCCCCAUGUGGUUCUGGGACGAUCUGUGUAUAAAAAGAAUUGGAACCACUGCCUUACCCUUGCAUGAUCGUAAGAGGCGACAAAUAGGGUCUUAACACUUGGUUUUGCAGUAACUCUGUGAUUCCAGCAGGUGUUCAAAUUUUGAUUCCAUACCUCAUGUUUUUAUUUCGAUGUAAAUGAGAUGUGGAACCAAAAUUUGUAGUCCUGUUUGGCGCCAUAUAACCUAUACUGUGUUGGUGCGCCGUAAAACCCAAAUAAAUAAAUAAAUGAAUUACUGACAAAAGUUCCAACAUAUUUUACAAAUACUGACCUAAGGUAUUUUUCUUUUUCAACUGUUCUGAUUGGACCGAUGAAGCAAAGUCCGAUUAUUAGAUAUGAGGUUGUUAGCAAAUGGAUAUAAAAUCAUUUAUGUUGUUCACUCGCUUAAAUCUAGUGUUUUACAAUGCUAAUCAGUUUCCAGCCUCUUUCCAUAUUCGUUAUUAUAAAACCUUGGCACAGUCUCGGAAUAUAAUUCGGCCGCUCAGACCAGAGUUCGUGGGUUUGAGAUCCAAUAAGGUCACGGUCAUGCCUUCUCAUUGAAAUCAGUUCUUGUUUUUCCAGGAAGCAGACUCGAGGGUGAUUUCAAUAAGCUUCAAGCUUUUUUCACAAUCAAGCUAAAACAGAUUAGUAUAAACUACCUAAAGUCUCGGCAUAUAUAAUGUGUUUGUAUUGCCAGCUGUAAUAAUAAAAUGGUUGUGACUUCAUAUGUGUAUGCGUCCGUGAAGUAAAUCUAUAUAUGAGUAAGUAAGUGUCCGUUGACAGGUUGUUUGACAGGUACAGUUGAAUGUGUAAGGCUAUAUUUUGUGAAUAACAUACUGUGUUCACCCAGUCCAAUGAACAGAAAGUGAACCCAAACAUAGCUGAUUUUGGGUAUAUUACAUUAUGUUUUAUGACCCCUUCAUGUUCAAAUGCAGAAAUCCUCAUCUAAACUGGCUCUAUAUUUUUGGGAGGCACAGAAAAUCAGGAAAAUGUACUUUAUCAAUUACAUUAAGCAUACAUUAAUUUAGUAUGGCCUAAGAUCCAUGCUUUCCAUGAGAUUUCCAUGCAAGUCAGUAAAGUUUUGACAUUGAGGGUUAUUCAAACAGUAGCAAACAUAUUUGAACUAGGACACAGAUUGAAAAGAUUGUAAACGUUUUAUAAAAUUAAAAUACAAUGUAGAAUUACUAAGAAAUUAACACAUCACUCAAAACUUAAUAUGUGAGGAUGUAAAGUCUCAGAAAUAAGGAAAAUGUAAACUUACAUGUACUUUGAAUUUUUUUAAUGACCCUCAUACUGCAGGCAGGUUUCAACUUUUUAGGGUGUAAAAUAUAGAAAUUUAUAUUUUACUGAUGAAAUUCCAGAGCAAAUAGCAUAAAACUCAGUGGAUAAGUUCUUUUGUUCAUAGGUGGAGCACCUGAAGGGCAUAUUCAAAGAUAUGAGGAUAUAAAUUAUUUUCAGUUUGGAUACAUAACUUUUCCGCAAAAUGCGCACAAAAAUUGACUAGUUUUCAUGGUGACUUUCAGAAUAUUUGAUUUUAUAUUUUUAUAAAUAAAAUGCAUUUUUACAAUUGUAUAUGUGUGUUUUAAAUGAUUAAAAUGCAUCUUUAGACCUCUGUAGCAGCAUAUCGUUCAUAGGAGUAAAUAAUUUGACCAACCCUAAUUUUGUGAUGCCAUCUUGGUUGUCCAUGUCAAGUUACCUUAAAUAAAAAAGGGAAGAGUACACGUAACCGUAAAACUGAAAACGUGCCCGAAUAACUUGUAUUGGCCAAAAUCUUUUCAGAGCUUCUGACAGUUUUAUCUCUGUUUAUUUACCGUUGUAAUGUCACAUGAGGUGAAGCAGCUACUCAGUAUGAAAACAGAUUUUCUAGUCCUGUUUUUUUUUAAUUUGCGCAUACAUUUCAGUUUGUUUUAUUGUUGUAGGCAGUUUUGUCAUUUUGUGUAGGAUGAAAAGUAUGUUUUACUAAAAAUUAACCUGGUACAUGCAGGUUUUGUUAUUCCUAUAUUGUAUUAUACCGGUCAUGUACAUGGAUGCGAAUUUUUGUAAAUAUUGGAGGUGUAAUAUUUUUAAAAUGUUAGCGCUGUCUACUUACAUGUAUAUGUUAAUUGUAUAGGCAUGCACAUUUAAUCAUUUAUUAUGCCCCUGGUUUCGAAGACCCGGGAGGAGUAUAUAGUGUUUGAAUUGUCCGUCUGGCGUUUUCUUGUGUGCAUAUAUUGUCGUGACUGCCUAUUCUGAUUUGAUGUCUUGAGUUAUUCACGGUCCUUGUUGGACUUUAAAAUGUUAUAUCUUUAUGGAGUUUGUACACUCAGCUUCUCCCACAGUUUUUAUCCAAUUCAAACAAAACUUAAUAUUCAUCGUUUGCAAAAAUAUUGCUUUAUGUCACACGCGUAUGUGUACUCAGCUCUACAUUUUCUAUCCAAUUUAAAUACAGCUUGCGAUUCACCAUCAU
Messenger RNA from Mercenaria mercenaria, 6846 nucleotides. Its product is annotated as ultra-long-chain fatty acid omega-hydroxylase-like. Bases 168 to 1685 code for a protein of 505 amino acids. Lineage: Eukaryota; Metazoa; Mollusca; Bivalvia; Venerida; Veneridae. Gene Ontology annotation, molecular function: monooxygenase activity; oxidoreductase activity, acting on paired donors, with incorporation or reduction of molecular oxygen; iron ion binding. The record is from RefSeq and is a predicted model, not a curated record. The transcript has 12 exons.